Messenger RNA from Thermothielavioides terrestris NRRL 8126, 543 nucleotides. RefSeq lists its product as uncharacterized. The record is from RefSeq and is a predicted model, not a curated record. The annotation marks the transcript as partial. The transcript is spliced from 3 exons. Lineage: Eukaryota; Fungi; Ascomycota; Sordariomycetes; Sordariales; Chaetomiaceae.
AUGGUUUCCUUCCGCACAACGCUGCUGGCUCUGGCCGCCGCCGUUGCCGUCUCGGCCGACUACUGGGUCGACCCCAAUUCCGUCCCGUCCUCUGACAGACAUGCCUGGUGCGACGACGAGCUGAGCAGCUGCCCUGCCAUCUGCCUCCAGACCUCCACCGGACCCCCGCAGGUCAACACGUGCGAUCCCGACACGCUGACCUACGGCUGCGUCUGCAGCGACGGCAAGCAGCCCAACUUGACCGAGUACACGCUGACACUUCCGUACUACGUGUGCGUGGAGUGGGGCAAUCAAUGCGUCAAGGCGUGCGGGAGCGACAACCAGUGUGCAUCGAACUGCCGGGAGGACCAUCCGUGCGGCGCGCAAAACCCGCCACGCGUCAACGCGACGACCACCUCGACCACGGCGACCACCGCGUCGGCCACGGCAAGCAACCAGGUCUUCACCGGGCUGGCGGACGGCUCGGGCAGCAACACGGCCGGCGGCAAUAACGCGGCGGGGACUCUGCGGCUCAGCGACUCGUUCGGCCUCGCUGUCGUGGCG